This is a messenger RNA of Gongylonema pulchrum, 906 nucleotides long. NCBI's taxonomy places the organism in Eukaryota, Metazoa, Nematoda, Chromadorea, Rhabditida, Gongylonematidae. The record is from the annotation of a GenBank genome assembly.
AUGCUUUGUGACAGUUUAUUUCAGGUACCAUUUAUAGUGCUUGAGGAUGCGAAAUCGAAAAGUAUCGUGAUAACAAUACGUGGUACUGCUUCCAUGAUGGAUGCAGUCAAUGAUCUUUCACUGGAUGAUGAAGCAUUUUCGGUGGACGUUGACCAGGAUCCGAUCCUUCGACGAGAUGAAAAGCUUGAUGCACCAGACAAGGGCCUGAAAAUGAAACAUCCAGAAUAUACGAUUGUUGUUUGUGGACAUUCACUUGGUGCUGGUGUUGCUACAUUGCUAACUCUACUUUUAAAGCAGACGUUCCCUUCGAUUCGUUGUUAUGCAUUCUGUCCGCCUGGAUGUGUUAUCAGUGAAAACGGUCUGAAAGAAACCGAAAAAUAUGUAUUCAGCGUUUUUAUCGGCGAUGAUAUCGUACCACGUCUUUCAUUCCAAGUAUAUUUUAAAUUACUGUCUGAGACAUUCUUAGAGAAUGCGACGUUAUGCAAGUUGAAGUAUGAUGUGAUCAAAUCACUGGCUCUAACAAAUUCACCAAAAUACAAAGUUCUACUGCGUGGCUUCUAUCGUUUAUGCUUCUCGUCGCCUUGGGAACCUGGACGGGGUAAGCACAUUUUUGCUUUGGAGCCAGCGGAGGAAUCAGUGGUUGUAAAUAUUAAUGAUCGCAUUCCGUUGGUUUUUCAUAAUCCGCUGAUGAUUUACGAUGAUAACGGUGCCGAUGCAGCAGCAGCUACUGGUGAGCAAGCCGAACGGUGGGCAAGCAGACGAAUAAAAGUUUGUUUUAGCAGCAUAUUUUGCAUUUCCAUGUAUUUUUCACUGCGACUUGUGAAGAGCCACACAAUGGCUUCCUGGUAUGGCAACGAAUAUAUCCGAUCCAAAGAUGGUCAGGAGAAAAAAGAAGACGGGUGCUAA